This is a messenger RNA of Danaus plexippus (monarch butterfly), 5225 nucleotides long. It is a transcript of the gene Hs6st, whose product is annotated as heparan-sulfate 6-O-sulfotransferase 2. The transcript has 9 exons. The record is from RefSeq and is a predicted model, not a curated record. Lineage: Eukaryota; Metazoa; Arthropoda; Insecta; Lepidoptera; Nymphalidae. Gene Ontology annotation, cellular component: membrane. Bases 483 to 1808 code for a protein of 441 amino acids. Gene Ontology annotation, molecular function: heparan sulfate 6-sulfotransferase activity.
GGUGAACAAAUCGCUAAAACUUCACUCAGGUAGCUGAUAAAUAAUAAGUUCUGUUUUAUUUACAUAAAAAUUCGAUUUCUUCUUGUGAAAGUUAGUGUAGAAGAGAAUCUUUAAAAUGAAGUGUGUUCAUGUGUCUAAAAUACUCAAACGAACGAUUAUGCCAGCAUUACAUCUAUAUAAUGAUCCAGAUGCGUUUUGUUUACUCUCCGCUGCCCUGUCAGUCGCACACUCGUAGCCAGUCGAGUCUGAUCAGUGAUGUCUCGACUGCACAUUAUGGUGCUGGUGCCGCUGCCGACAUAACGCGGCUCGUGUGAUAUCAAAACAAUGUCAUCAAACUCUUAUCACUGCCAGAUAAUCAAAUGAUGGCAAUAAUAAAAUGAGUUCCAAGCUAAGCUUCCAUUCGCUACAUGCAUUGUAUCGUAAAAGAGACUAUUAAGAAUCAAAAGUGCCUGUUUCUCGAGAUAUAUUUUUAAAAAUGAGACAUGCAUCCAGCCGAAAUGCAAAAAAGUGUUUCAGUGCAGGUAGAUAGUGAUUUUGCCCUUUUACUGCCCAGUGGUGCUUAUGAGAUAAAAAAGAUGGAGCCAAGAUCCAGGUUACGAAAAGUGAUACUGUUCUGUUUACUGCUCUCACUGUUUGGGAUGGUGGCAUUCGGAUACUUUUGCCCCGAUCAGGUGUGUGCAUUAUCACCGCGAGAGAGAGUAGCAGAAUCGUUGGCGCUGACAUACGCGGAGGCUCCGGGGCGGCCGCUGCCGGAUGUGAUAUCACAGCCUGGUCUAUCAUACGACGAGGUCCUUCACGAUGACUUCCGGUUUGAUCUGAACGCUCAUGACGUCAUGGUGUUUUUGCACAUACAGAAGACGGGGGGAACGUCUUUUGGAAGGCACUUGGUUAUGGAUCUAGAUUUGAAGAGGCCGUGCAACUGUCAGCGGGCUCGAAAACGUUGCCAUUGUUUUCGGCCUCACAGCAACGAAAUAUGGCUUUUUUCGAGAUACUCCACUGGCUGGAAAUGCGGCCUGCACGCUGAUUUUACGGAGUUGACAGCGUGUGUGGGCGGGGAGUUAGAUAGACACGAAGGUUCCGCAGUACAUCGCAGAUACUUCUACAUAACUCUCCUAAGAGAACCUGUUUCAAGGUAUUUGUCCGAGUUCCGUCACGUGAAGCGAGGGGCGACGUGGAAGGGAUCCAGACACUGGUGUCAGGGGCGAACCGCUACUGCUGCGGAAGUUCCGCCGUGCUAUACUGGAGAGUCCUGGCGCGGGGUUACUCUAGAAGAGUUCGCGUCUUGUUCCUGGAACCUGGCUAAUAAUAGACAGACGCGGAUGUUGGCUGAUCUUGCUCUGGUCGGAUGUUACAACGGCACCCUUAGACAUCGAACACCUGACACGGAUAGAGUACUACUGGCAUCCGCGAAGAGAAACCUUGCAGCUAUGUCAUAUUUUGGGCUUACUGAGUUUCAGAAGAUAUCCCAAUACGUCUUCGAGGAGACCUUCAACCUUCGUUUCGCUGUGCCCUUCACUCAGCACAACGCGACCGUCUCCGGAGCAACCCUGGCCGCGCUCACGCCAGCCCAAGUGGAUCACAUCAGACGACUCAACUCCCUCGACCUCGAACUGUACGAGUUCGCGAAGAAUCUCAUGUUCAAACGUUUCGAAGCACUAAAGCACCGUGACAGUGAUUUCGAGUACCGUUGGCGUCACCUGGGCGAGGUCGCCCGCAGCGGAGUCACCGAGUUCGAUUGGGACAGCAACUUGGAAGACGCCACCACGGAGAAAUCUAGAGGUAAAUCAAUGAAAUCGAAGAAGCUUUGAAGAUGUACAUCGGAUGAGUAUUAUUGGUGCAUACGUAUUUAUAAGGAUAAACGAGCCAUGAUUUAUCUUUAUUUUUAUAUGUAAAUUUAAUAACGAUCGAUAUAAUAAUCAAUAAUAAUAUAAUUGUUCUAAGUGUAAAUGUUCCUUAGAGUCUUAUUUUACACUAGUCCAGUUUUAACGUCCGUUUGUAUCGAAGUAAUCAAAACGUAAUUAAUUUGUAUUUGGCAACUAUUUUUUCUGGCAGUUAAAAUAAAUGAUUUUAUGUUUUAAUAUAAUUAUUUUUAAACAGUAAAUACUCUUUCAAAUGUAUCAACAUGGAUAUUAUUUGACAUUAUUAACUGACAUCUGCUGUCAUUCGAUAUUGACAAGUCAUCUGUCAAAGAGAUGGAAUGUUGUUGUAAAUAUAUUUGUACAUUUAAGGUUGUAUUUAAAUAUAACGUCGUUGUAUAUGAUAUAUGAUAACGCAGCUUAUUAAUGUUAGGUUUGAUGGACACCAUACGACGUCCGAUUCGUCGGCGUCUCGAGAUUACGUUCGUCAAUAUGAUCUGUCAUGUUGGCAUGAAGCGUUCGACGGUUGUGUUUGCGAAAGUGAAAUGCUGUUAUUCCAUCCCGGUAUCCAUUAAUUGUAUAGUUAGUACGUUGACAUUUAAUAGUACAGGGUGGGUAAUGCAUCUGAUAUGAGCCCAACGAAAUUUUAACCUAGCGUAUACGUGUAUAGGGUACGAAGUUGAACAGCGAACAGUAUUUAAUUAAAUGUCAAAGAUCACAAGACAGCGAAGAUAUUCAGUGGAUGUGCUUUUGUGUAAUCAUGUUUGUAUGUUAUAUGGAACCUUUGAUCUGCCAAUACUUGUGAUAAUUGAGAUAUCAUUGAUACAAUAGUUAUUCAUAAUCCGACUCUAGCUUAAUUUCCGUUUGUCAUUUACUUGGUAUUCUAGACACGAUCGAGUUACGUUACGUUAAGAAUACUAUCUAAAUUUACGACCAUAUUUUAAACCGUCGUAUACAUAUCCGACGAUUCCGUCGCUGGCUCAGCGAACAAAAUUUUUGAAGGAAUAUUUUCUAAGCCACGCUUGGUUGACAUUUUCUGGAGUUAUUUCGAGACUAAAAGCUCCAAAGGCAGCAGGUGCUAUGGAAAGCCUAAAUAUCUAUGUGAAUAUCUCUUGAAUAAUUUAACAGAGCACACAGCACUGUAUAAAACUGUGGCUCUACGCGAUUUAGUUCGUAUAAAAUGUAUCUGGGUUGGUUCUUAUGAAAAAUAGUGCUGCUUGCAUAGUUUAUGAUUUGGCGGCGCAGCGGCGUCUCUGUGGCGGUAUGUUAAAUUAUAUAUUACCGGCGAGCGUCUUUUUUUAUUCUUAAUUGAUUAAUAAGUUGGGGUUAUCAAGUUUUUUUUAUGAGAGUUAAUAGCUCUUUAUAGUAGCAAAAACAGAGAUCAAGAGAUCACGCAGAUAAGUAAGUUGACGAAUUAUUUUAAAUAUAUUAUCACCCACCGCGACAUUAUAAUUCGAAUAACGUUCGUCUAAAAUUGUAUUCCCUGUCCCGAAUAUUUGAAGUUGCCAGCUCCAGCCAGUAUUGUUGGCUGGCCAUAAAUUCGUUAAUAUAAUUACAGCUACUAGUUAAACAUGGCAACUUUGACAUCGGUAUGAAUUUUCAUCAAGCAUUGCUUCCUCUAAUAUUUACGUAUAGUUUAUUCGUGUUAAAUUUAUGGGUAUAUUAACCAUUUAUUUCUUAUAACAUUACUACAUAGAUUACAAUAAACGUCGUAUACAACUAGAAGUGACAAGGCUAUUAGCUUUGAAGUUUGACAUUGGCAUUUUGACAUUGACGUUAUAAUAACAAAAUAAGCGUUCAGAAAUUAAGCAAUUAAAAUAUUAAUUAACACAUAGCAAAAACAAUAUUCGCUGUUAAAUUAAAUUAUGUAAUAAAGAACUCUACCGACCCACAUAACGGAAUGAAGUCGAGCGAGAAUUUUCAAUUAUUUUCUAGUAUUGGCUUAUUAAUUUAGUCGAUCAUUUUUUAGCGUACAAUAUUUAUAUUUUAUUUACUGUUCGUUCUUCAACAUGAAGCGUAAUAUUCCUGAUAGCUUAAGUUAUUCCAUAGGAUAGGUGUUCUUGUGUUGCAUGCAUGGUUUUGUAAUGUUAGUUGCAUUGAUCGUAAUAAUUUCAGUUGAUCAAAACCAAAGAACGAAAAUUCGCUUUUAAAAUUUGACUUUGCAUCGAACAAUGUUAUUGUUGUGGCAAUGAAAUUCGUCCUUAAAUACGACUGUUAUUGAUGCGGGCAUAUCAAAAUCGUUUUUUCUUGUUGUGCGGUAAACCGCGACGUUGGCUGGUGGAAGAUUACGUUAAUAAGCAGACUCGGUAGAUUAAUUAUAAUUACAAUUGAAACUGAGCUUCCGAAGAAAUAUGUAAUAAGAAAUGUUUGCGUAUUAACAUCGAUUAAAAAACUAUAUUAUUUGAUUAUGAGUAAUACCUAAAAGCAAUUUAAUCGCUUAACUUUUGACAUGCAAUAAACGUUAAGCGCUGAGUGAGCAGGGUUAAGUGUAACUUCCUGUGGAGAAGUCGUUUUAUUUUGAAUUUCGAUACUUAAUUGGUGGAAUAAAACGUGUGUCUUAAUCUAACUCACUUCUGUCUAACGAUCGCUGCUAUGAUUGUGAAUAUUGUUUUUAUAAUAAACAACUCAAAAAGGUAUUAUUUUUAAGGAAACAUAAAAAUAUUUUAUACAAAAAAAAAAUCAACCGAAUGUCAAGCGGCUCUCUGUACUAAGUAACUGUCGUGUUCUAUCAAAAACCAAUCUAAAAGAUAAGCAUAUUAAUAGUUGUACUUGGACUUUUGAUUUCGUUUUAAGUUAGAUAUAUAAUGUUUUGUUUACCUUCAACGCAUGUGUUCGUUUUAUAUAGGUUUUGUAUAUAGAUAUAACGAUUCGUGAAUAUAUUUUUGUUAAUCGGGAGAGUGUAUCUAGUGAAUGCUGUUAGUCUUAAAUGGAAAUUAUGGUACAUAUGAUCCGAGUAAAUAUAUGUAUUGUAAUAAUAAUAUUCGAUUAAUUCUAAAAAAUUGACAAUAGCAAAGCAGUAUUAUCGAAGAGUAAUCGCAAGAGACUAAAGAAAAAUUAUUAUAAAAUAUAUAAAAAUUAUAAUAUCCGAUAAAAAUAUUAUGCAACUGAUUUUUCAUAUAAAAAAUUUAUAUAUAGUUUGAUUUUACCAAUUAUUAUUUUUUUCUUUUUCGUAAUAUCAGUUAUUUUUUAAAGUUUGUCGAACAUGUAUUUUGUAUAUAGAAAUUUUGUUAACUCGUAUGCCAUAAGACGUAUAAUUUUAUUAUAAUGCAUCUAGAACCAAAAUUUAGUUCAUAGUCUAUUUUCUUUAAGUUCCCGACUGAACCAAAAUGUACAUAAGUGUUAAGAGACCGAAUAAAAUAAUUGAGAACA